This is a messenger RNA of Chara braunii, 3408 nucleotides long. NCBI's taxonomy places the organism in Eukaryota, Viridiplantae, Streptophyta, Charophyceae, Charales, Characeae. The record is from the annotation of a GenBank genome assembly.
GGGAGGAAUAGACCGGUCAAGGUGUAAUGCUGAGUAAAGGGGUGUGCUUAUUUUUCUCUUAUCAAGGAGCGUGAGGAGAAGAGUCUGUCAAGAUGUCGCAGGGCGUCGGCGCAUCGAGUGGUCCCAAGAAGGGCCUGACGCUCGAUGACCUCAGAGCGGCUAUUGACAGGCAUGAAAGAAAUCCGAGCAAUAUCCCCAAGGUCGAUACCUUCCAUUUUUGUGGGGAAAGAGUCUCGGAAUGGCUAGAACGGGUGGAACAAGCUUUGGUCGGGCGGUCGGAUGUUGUAAAGUUUCAGCGCAUUCUUCAGUAUGUUCUCCACAGCUACCACCAGGAAGUGAAGAAAGUUAUAGAUGCGACUCAAGUUCACAGGGAAGCAUGGCUGGAGGUGGGAACCAGGGGCAGGCCAAUCAAGGCAGCGGAGGGAGGGGUGGAGGAAGGGGAUGAGGCAGGAAUGGCGGCGGAAGAGGAGGGCAAUGGAAUGUCCAAGGCCGAGGAAACCAAGGCCAGGGGUAUCAAGGCCAGGGGAAUCAAGGCCAGGGGUACCAAGGCCAGGGGUAUCAAGGCCAGGGGGAUCAAGGAAGUAACCAAGGCCACAGGUACCAAGGCCAGGGGUAUCAAGGCCAGGGAGAUCAAGGAAGUAAGGGGUAUGGGAGAUCCCGUUUUGACUGGAGGACGACCAUCUGCCAGCAUUGUGACCAGCAAGGCCGGGCUGAUUUCUUCCACUAUGGAUGGGAACAUUUACGAUCAGUUUGGGGAGGCCAUUGACAGAAGGCUUGGAGGAGUGAGAGCGGAAGCCCAACGAAGGGCGACAUCCGAGCCGCCACCCCCUGCCACGUUUAGGCUAUGGCAGGAAAAGGAGGGACCACCAAUUGGGGUAGAGGAAGUGGGGAGCGACGAGGAAGUGACUCAAGGACCACGUGGAGGAAGUAGGAGGGAAGAACCCAUAAUCAUCGAAUCGGAUGACGAGGAUGAGGAAAGAAGGAUGAAACCGUCAUCCGUCUUGUUGGGGAAGAUGGAGGACCUACUGGACAAGGUGGGAAGGUACCAGCAGAAGUUGGUAGACCUCUGCGACGAAGUGAGGAAAUGGAGGUCUAGCAUCCCCAAGGUGUUCCACUAUGACUCAGGCCCGGAGUCAGCGCCUAGGCGACCCGGAGUAAAUAUGGUGGGGUCGAGCCCUCAGUCGGGAAUGAUGGGAAGACCCCUCACUCCGCAGGCCCGGCUGACACAGGCAGCACGAACGAGAAGUCAAGCCAAGACAAGUGCCAACCAAGAACCUCCGAGGAGGGAGCCAGAGUCAGGGAAAAGGAAAGAGGCAGUGAAAGUGGAGGAUGACGAUAAUGAGGAGGAAGAGGACGAGAGGCUGCGCAGAGAAGAGGAUCAGAGAGCGGAGCGGCGGGCAAGGAAAAAGGGAGCCAAGGAAGAGGUCGAGCCGGUCGUGCGCGACGGACCGCCCAAAAGGAAGAAGUAUGCGGCUCGGUUGGAGGAGGGGUUUGACGUGGAGAGAGUGAUCGACCGACUGCUAGAAGGGCAUAAUGACCUCAUGACUCUGAAGGAAAUCCUGGCGUCAGCCCCGCGACUCCACGAUGAAUUGAAGGGGAGGUUGUCGUGGCGCUUGGUGCCCAACGUCCAUCUGGGUACGAUCCUGUCCAAUGAGGCAGAGUGGGUGGAGUCGGGCACGGAAAUGGAUUGGAAGUGCGUGGCCUGCGGCACGGUGAAUUUAGUGGUGAAAGGCUCCAAGUGUGCAGCAAUGGUGGACACCAGGGCGGAAAUGAACAUCAUCCGGGAGGCGGAUGCUAUCAGAUUCGGGCUGGACAUAGACCGAUCUGAAUGCGAUGGACUGAGUCGGAUCAACUGGGAUAAACAGGAAGGGGAGGCGGUGGAGAAUACGCCCCCAGUUGAUGGAUUUCUGGACCAGGAAAAAGAUGUUCGUCUUCACAUCAACAAGUGGUCGCCGCGAGUGCCCAGUUGCGUAGGCUAUCCUAUCUGGCAAGCGCCGAAUGGGUAUGAAAGGAGGGCCGAGCUAGUCCUCAAACCCUUUGAAGAAGAGGAUCUCUGGGGUGGUAAGGAUGUUCAGUGGAUGAUGGAGUUAGCGCUGACCAGCUCGCAUAGACUGGUGGAGGACAUGAGGAUGAUUGAGGGAGGACCUGGCCAGGUAGAACGGCAUGAGGUCCUGAUGGGAGGAAUGUAUCUCCUCGUCAACACAUUAUUGCAGGAAAGCUUUGGCCAGUCAUGCUCGUUGAACCCGACGGGGAAUAUGGACGAAGUGCCCGAGAGCCAGGACGACGAGUUCGAGGAGGGGGAGAUUAAGGAGGCCUUUCGUGCAGAGGAGUAUGAUGGGAUCUACCUAGAGUUGGGACUCCUUCUGUCGUGUGAAAUGCGGCUUAGGGAUGCGAGUCUGACUUUACGAAGACAACCAUUCCAAGAGGAGGGAGGGAGACACGGUCGCCUCGGAGGCCGUUGGGGGCAUCAGGAGGAUAUGAGCGGCAUGGACCUCGCCUGUGGGACCCAUCGCGUGGAUCCGUUGGGAGGUGACGACGAGGUCAGAGGUGGAGAUGAGGAUGCAGGAGCUGCGACCCUCGCCUCUCAUGCCCUGGAGCACCCAGACCUAGAAGAGUCAGCACCCGCAGAGCCGCGCCAGGAGCCGUGUCAGCCCGAGAAGAAGAUGGAGGCAGAAAUCCCGAAGAGGGUCGACCUCCGCACGAAGGAAAGGGCGCCAGCUGGAGAGACGGGUGAAGAAAAGAGGGCAAGAAGAACCAAAAGGAUAGAGGAAAUAUGGCAAGAGAGACAAAGGUUGGAGGCGGUGUGGGCACUCCCAGAGCAACAGCAGGAAAGGCAGAGUGUGGAGGGAGCAGGGGCGCUCUCGGGUCAGCCUCCCAGCGCGCCAGCCAAGGCCUCGAAAAUCCCAGAGAUGUGGAGGGACUUCUGGGAGCAGAGAGGAGAGGAGUUUCCUUUGCCAACCAGAGCCGGGUUUGGGGUAGCAAGGAAGGCAAAAGAAAGGUUGGAUCGCAAAAUCAAGUUCCUGGCCAAGGCAACUUUUGACCGACACUUGUUAUUGGAGAGCGAUCUGGCAGGAAAAAAGAUAAAGGAAGCAGGCCAUGGGGUACGCCUGGAGGCUAUGGAGGUGGAAAUCCAGGAACUCAGGGCAUUGGUGGUCAUUCAGGCAACUAUCAUCGAGAGCCUGAGGCAGCGAUCUCAGGGAGAGGUGGACAAGCCAGAGAGCAGCCGACGGGGAGAGCAGAGGCAGCCAGGACAUGGUUUGCCAGGACAACCAUCUGCAGCAGAGACUCGCCAGGAGCCACCUAUGGGGAGAGUUAUCCUGGAGCGAGAGGAGGCGAGAGCCUAGAGGGAGGCAGAGAGAGAGGCCUUCGAGUUCAGAGCCCCUACCGAGCUCGCGAUGCUACCUAUAG